Molecule: messenger RNA, 2707 nt
Organism: Rhododendron vialii
Lineage: Eukaryota; Viridiplantae; Streptophyta; Magnoliopsida; Ericales; Ericaceae
Product: ubiquitin C-terminal hydrolase 12-like
Exons: 4
Coding region: 961-1368 (135 amino acids)
Source: RefSeq, a predicted model, not a curated record
UAGAGAUCAUAAACUCACCGUCCACUAGCGGGCCCACUUAAUGCUCCACAUGGACAGUCCGUAUGGACAGGCUCUAAAGGAGUUGAUAUCACCUUAGAGUGCUCAAACUUGAGGCCUCAAGAAGAAGCAAACCCCUAAGUCUCCGGCCUUGAUCACCAGGCCAACUCCUUUGGGGUUUACAGAGAAGGGUUAAUCCUAGGAAAGGCCUCCAAGAAGUUUUUUCCUCCGGCAGUGUUUUUUUCUUUAGAUUUUUUUUGGGAAGCUCUAUCAGUGUUAAAAACCUUUUCCUCUAGAUGCACACACCCUAGUAUAUAUUACGAUGUCUUGUUUGAUAUGGGGGCUAGAGACUAUGGAGAUUUUAUAACUGAUAUUUUCAAAUUUUUAAAGUUGUUUUUGACAUAGCUUCUGAGGCAACAAACAAAAAAGGGUUUAAAAAUGUAGAACCUAAGCCAUAAGAAACACAACAACAAUUGCUGGUGUAAGUUUGUUUGUGUAUCCCAUGCGAUUAGAAACAUCAUGAAGUAUAAUUUACAUGAGCCUAUCCCAUCUCGGCACUGGAUUGGACCGCUAGCAUUGUAGACUUGGUAAUGUUAUUCAAAUUGGGUGGAAAAAUUAUACGUGCACGCAGUUCACAAAGCACAAGGAAUUGCCUGCUCAUAAACAGAGGAGAGGUGGUGUGCAUCCGCACAUCAACUAUACCAAAUGGGGUCUAAUAAGUGAAGUUUGCCCUUUUUUUGUUUUUUUGUCUUUUCUCUCACUCUAACCUCUUCAGUAGAGGUAAGUUAUCCCAUCUUGAUGUAUAUGGUGUCCUAUACCUUCGUGGCUAUGGUGUCCUAUACUGCAAGUCCGCAACACUAUCCCAUUGUCGAAGUGUGCAACUAACUGUUGCAUAUCACAAACGGACCACAAGUUACUCACUAUUCAAUCCACCUACUUUACGUGGCAAACAAAUGCGCACAAAUGUUUAUGGUGGAUAAGGUUGACAAAAGCACAAGAAGAAAGUAUCAAAAGAGAACGGAAAUGGCAAAAGCACAUCAAUAUACUACUGUAAAGGUUGCUCGCGAUGAGGACCUUAUGGAACAGAUUGGAAGGGAUAUGUCUUUUGACCUUGUGGAUCAUAACAAAGUUCGUAGCUUUCGUAUUGAGAGACAGAUGCAUUUUAACCUUUUUAAGGAGGAAGUUGCCAAAGAGUUUGGCAUACCCGUACAAUUUCAACGUUUCUGGCUAUGGACAAAGCGUUUGAACAAAACAUACCGUCCAACUCGGCAUUUGACACCACAAGAGGAAGCUCAACCUGUAAAUGCUUUUGACUUUUCCUCCUUUCUGGUGUUAUUUAUUUCAUCUUUGGUCUUUAUCUUAAUUUUUUAGUUACGACAGCUCCACACUUAAGAUUCACCUUCACCGUUUCAAGAUAUGCAUGUGCGUAUGUUUAUUUUCCUAAAUCCACCAAUUGUUUGUGUCUCUUGCAUUGCCGAACUUCACAUGAAAACCUGAUGGUCACAUUGUCUGAACAUGAGUUUGGAGCAACAUUUUGCAAACUUCAGGCUAGUUAUUACUGUAAUAAUUUUUUAAAGGUUAAACUCCUAAGUCUUAAUCACAUUUUAGUGACAAAAUGUAUCAUGAUGUUAAUACUUAAUACUUAAUACUUAAAACGCCGCCUCUCAUGAAUUUUAAAAAACAAGAUGUACUUGUUGUCAUUCUGGUAAGAUGACAUUAGGGUGGCUAUCAGAGCCGUACUUCUUCGAAGAAAUCAUUCUUGUUUAUCUAUCUGUCUGAAAUUUAAAGAUUCCGGGGCUUAUCUUUUCUUUGUAUUGCAUACAUAUUACAUCCAGAGAGUAAAAUGCCUUGCUGCUUCGCCUAAUGCUUUUCACCAUUAAAAGUUUUGAUGCUUAAUGAAUAGUUGCUUAUGCCUUUUCAUUGAAGUUUCUAUACCAAGUCUUUCUGUUCUCAUCUAUGAUUCAAACAUAAGGGUCCACACUCAUAAAGUAACUUAGCAUUCGACGACGGUGGCUAAUUUGGUACUUGAUGGCUUUGAUGAAAAUUUCCGUAAUUGGGCUUACCUGAGUUUUAGGGUCCAGUGAAGGCUAUUAUUUUGUCAGCACGUUCAUGUUCUACAUAGAGUAUUGUUAAGGUUGGCCUGUUCGAAAUAUUGUUUCUUUAGUGAAUUGGAUAUGCAUUAGUCGGUUAUAAACUGUUAUAAAGUUUUAAUUUAAAUUGCAGUUAAGUUGCCUGUACACUUGGUUAAUGUGGUUGUAUCUGUCAAGAAUAAUAGACCUUGGGUUCUUGAAUUGCAACUUCUUUUUCUGUAUGAGUCAACCGUUCUCCUUGCUCUUUUUGUGGUUGUGUGUAUAUCUUUGGUGUUCGUUCUAGCUUGUCUUUCAGGUUCAUCUGCAAUCUAUUUGAUACCUAAUGAGAAAAUUACUGCUUAGUCACUUGGGGAUUUGUUAUUUAUAAGCCACUUUUAAGUCAACUGAAUUCGAAGGAUAUAUUUAUGCUAGAGUCACUGCUUCACUGUCUAUCUUUAAUCGCUCGGUAUUUUAAGUGUUUUCUUGAGUUCUCGUUAUAUAUAACGCUACAGUCACUAGUUCGCUGUCUCCCUUUAACCGCAUGGUGUUAAAUUUGUUUUCGCAUUAGCAUGUUAUGAUGAGUCAAUGAAAUCUUUCAUACCUUUAAAGUCUCUAGUGUUAAUUGAGCUUUGACCAGAGCG